Molecule: messenger RNA, 1383 nt
Organism: Entamoeba nuttalli P19
Lineage: Eukaryota; Evosea; Mastigamoebida; Endamoebidae
Exons: 1
Coding region: 1-1383 (460 amino acids)
Biological process (GO): ribosomal large subunit biogenesis
Cellular component (GO): preribosome, large subunit precursor; nucleolus
Molecular function (GO): protein binding
Source: RefSeq, a predicted model, not a curated record
AUGACUGCCGUUAUUGGACUUCCCAAUGGUGCUUUAAAACUAGUAUCAUUACAACCACCUAAAAUAUUAGCAACAAGCAAGGCUAUCACAAAAACACCAUCCACUGUUAAUUUCAUUGAAUUUGAUCCAAGUAUUCCAGAGUCAUAUAGAUACAGUACCGGUUCAGUUAUUAUAGCACUGUCACAUUCGCCAGUUUUAUAUAAAAUUAGUAUUGAUCCAUAUACUAUUGAAAAAUUUCCAUUACCUUCAAAACAUCCAAUUGUGAUGAUGAAGUUAAAUGCUAGUCAAUCUAGUUUGAUGUAUUCUAGUCAUAUAGAAGUCAACUACAAACCAAUUGGUCAACAAGCCUUACUUGUGUUACAAGGAGAUGGGACUUUAACUAAAAUUUUAAAUAAUAAAAUUGAGUGGAGUAUUAAAUUAAAAAAAUGGGAUCUUAGAACAGAAGAAUUGAUUGAGCCUUUAUUAAUUGAUGAAGAGUCAAGCGAAAGUAGUGAAGAAGAUGAUAACAAGUUUGAUGAUAUUAAAGAUAUCAAUAUUGAUGAUAUAAUUGAAGAUGUUGUAGACAUAGAUACAAAUAAACAAGAAGAAGUAGAUGACAAUACGAAGAAAGAUGAACAACAAGAUGUUAAUAAUGAAGAAAUUAAAAAAGAAGAAAAAUUAGGAGGUAAUAAUACGAUUGAACAACAAGACGACAACAAUGACGAUAAUGAAAAAAAAGAAAAUAAAGAAGAAGAAUUACCACAAAUUAUUAAGAAAAAGAAAUACAUUAUCCCUACAGAAAUUAAAGGGUUAUAUGGUAUUUUUGGAUUAGGUGAUGGAUUUGUUAUUGGAUCAAAUAAAAAUGCUCUUCCAAUAAGGAGAUAUACUUUUUCAAAUGAAGUUCAAAGUUCACCACCAUGUGAUUUAAAGCAUAUUUCAAUUUGUGUUAUUGAUGAAGAAAUAUUUUUAGGAUGUAGUAAUGGUAUGAUUCAAAGAUAUUCAUUUGAGAGUAGAAAAAGGGCAAUACUAUCUCAUUACAAGAAGGUAUAUAAACCAGAUGACCUUGCUCAUCCAGUUGAAAGGAUGGAUAAACGUGAAGAGGUACAUCCAAUGAUUACUGUUCAAUUGUCUUCAUUCCCUAUUAUUUCCAUUUGCCCUAUUCCUAAUUCACGAUUAAUAGCUUGUGGAACAAGUGCAGGAAGGGUUUAUCUUUUUAAUACCAUUACAAAUACAGUUGUAUGUUGUUUGAAAGGUCCUCAAGGCAGUGUUCGUUUAUCUUCAGUUCAUAACUAUUUGGUUGGAAUUUCUUUAGAUAGAUGGAUGUAUGUAUGGGAUCCAAUCAAAAAAGUUCCUAUUUCUAAGACUUAUCUUCAUGGUCUUCCAAAUGCUUUAGUUCUUCAUUAA